This is a messenger RNA of Equus quagga, 1638 nucleotides long. RefSeq names its product ring finger protein 187 (gene RNF187). NCBI's taxonomy places the organism in Eukaryota, Metazoa, Chordata, Mammalia, Perissodactyla, Equidae. The record is from RefSeq and is a predicted model, not a curated record. The transcript is spliced from 5 exons. Bases 1 to 1059 code for a protein of 352 amino acids.
AUGGGGGCUCGGGUGCGAGGACGCGGAGCGGCAGACGGGCGGCAGCGAGAAGCGCCCCGCUGCCAGGACCCGGGCGCGUGGGGCGCCCGCUGCCAGGACCUUGGCUGGGGUACACCGCUGCCAGGACCCUGCGUGGUGGAGCGCGCUGCUGCCAGGACCCUGCGUGGGGCCCCAACGUCCCUGUCGCCAUCCUUGUUCCGUGCCCGCUCCCGUGCGCACUCUCCGUCCCGGUCCCCGCGGCCCCGUCCCCGGCGCUCCGCCGCCCCGCGCCCGGCCCCCGCCCGCGCCCUCCCCGAGGGCCCCGCCGCCGCCGCCCUGGCGCUCCCCGCGGGCCCCGCCGAGGCCGCCUGCGCCCUGUGCCAGCGCGCGCCCCGAGAGCCGGUGCGCGCCGACUGCGGCCAGAUCGGAAGAGCACAGUGCGUGGUGCGCUUCUGGGCCGCGGAGGACGGGCCCUUCCCGUGCCCUGAGUGCGCCGACGACUGCUGGCAGCGCGCCGUGGAGCCCGGCCGCCCGCCGCUCAGCCGCCGCCUGCUGGCGCUCGAGGAGGCGGCCGCGGCGCCCGCGCGCGACGGCCCGGCCUCCGAGGCGGCGCUGCAGCUCCUGUGCCGCGCCGACGGGGGCCCGCUGUGCGCCGCCUGCCGCAUGGCCGCGGGGCCCGAGCCGCCCGAAUGGGAGCCGCGCUGGAGGAAGGCGCUGCGCGGCAAGGAGAACAAGGGGUCUGUGGAGAUCAUGAGGAAGGAUCUGAAUGAUGCACGGGACCUGCACGGCCAGGCUGAGUCUGCUGCCGCCGUGUGGAAGGGACAUGUGAUGGACCGCAGGAAGAAGGCUCUGACGGACUACAGGAAGCUUCGGGCCUUCUUUGCUGAGGAGGAAGAGCGCUUCCUCCAGGAGGCAGAGAAAGAGGAGGGGUCCCUGGAGGAUGAGGACGCGGACCCGGCGGAGAGGUUCAGGUCCCUGCUGCAGGCCGUGUCGGAGCUGGAGAGGAGGCACCGCAACCUGGGCCUCAGCAUGCUGCUCCAGCCUCGGGAGGUUGGAGGAGACCUGGAUCCCUGUUACUGAGGAAGCGGAAAGGCAGAUAUUUGGGAUGCCACCACGGGAGCUGUCCAUCAGAACUGGUUCUGGAAGACGUGGACAAGGGGGCACCCUGCCUAGAUGUGCACAGCAGACAUGCGGAGAACUCUAGGGAGAGGCUGGGCUGCCUCCAGUGUCCUAGUAGCAGGCCAGCUUCUGAGGGUGUAAGCUGCAGGGGAGGAUGGGGCGGGCUGCAGGGUUAUCACCGGUCCUGAGGACGGGGCUACACUCUGCAGACGAGUGCACUGAUGCCCACCCUCUUCACUGUUGGUGGUUGGUGGUGAAUGUCCCCCAGCUCUGCUCUCCAUGGGAGACUGGAGUCCUGGAACACAAGAACCACCCACAGUGGUUUGAUAGGGUGCUGCACUCUUCUGCCACCAGCAGGCAGGCUGGGGUCACUAGGUGCUUCAAAUGGUUUCCUCAGGUGAGAUGGUUGAUCUUAUAAAAAUGCCUCUUCUUGGGGGCUGGCCCCGUUGCCGAGUGGUUAGGUUCGCGCACUCCGCUGCAGGCAGCCCAGUGUGUCGUUGGUUUGAAUCCUGGGCAUGGACAUGGCACUGCUUGUCAGAC